UCUCCCAGGAGGCCCAGUGUGGGCCGUGGUCCAGGUCCUUGCCAUGGAGUCCAUGUUUGAGGACGACAUCAGCAUCCUGACCCAGGAGGCCUUAGGACCCAGUGAGGUGUGGCUGGAUGGCCCUGGAGACCCCUCAUUAGGGGGAGACAUGUGCUCUGCCUCCCACUUUGCCCUCAUCACGGCCUACGGAGACAUCAAGGAGCGACUGGGAGGCCUGGAGAGGGAGAAUGCCACACUCCGACGCCGCCUCAAAGUCUAUGAGAUCAAGUACCCGCUGAUCAAUGAGUUUGGAGAGGAGCAUGGCUUCUCCCUGUAUGAAAUCAAGGAUGGCUCCCUGCUAGAGGUGGAGAAGGUCAGUCUGCAGCAGCGGUUCAACCAGUUCCAGCAUGAGUUGCAGAAGAACAAGGAGCAGGAAGAACAGCUCGGGGAAAUGAUUCAGGCUUACGAGAAACUCUGUGUGGAGAAGAGCGAUCUGGAGACAGAGCUGGGGGAGAUGCGGGCCCUGGUGGAGACCCACCUGCGGCAGAUCUGUGGUUUGGAACAGCAAUUGCGGCAACAACAGGGUCUCCGGGACACAGCCUUCCCCAGCCUGAGCCCUCCGCCACAGGCCCCUGUCCUGCCUUGCGCUGACCUGGACCUGCACUACCUGGCACUGAGAGGGGGAUCUGGCCUGAGUCACGCAGGUUGGCCUGGUCCCUCGCCAAGUGUGAGUGAGCUAGAGCGACGGCGUCUGGAAGAGGCUCUGGAAGCUGCCCAAGGAGAGGCUCGGGGGGCUCAGCUACGGGAGGAGCAGCUCCAGGCAGAAUGUGAGAGGCUCCAGGGGGAGCUGAAGCAGCUACAGGAGACCCGGGCCCAGGAUUUGGCCUCCAACCAGUCGGAGCGGGACAUGGCGUGGGUGAAAAGAGUUGGGGAUGAUCAGGUGAAUUUGGCACUGGCUUACACGGAGUUGACGGAGGAGCUGGGCCGGCUUCGCGAGUUGAGUUCUUUGCAGGGAAGGAUCUUGAGGACACUGCUGCAGGAGCAGGCCCGGAGUGCGGGCCAGAGGCACUCACCGCUGUCACAACGCCACUCCCCGGCCCCUCAGUGUCCCACCCCAUCCCCACCUGCCCGAGCGGCACCCCCUUGCCAAUCCCCAGUCCCCCAGCGCCGCUCCCCGGUGCCCCUGUGCCCCUCGCCCCAGCAGCGCAGGUCGCCUGCCUCGCCCUCCUGCCCAUCACCCGUCCCGCAGCGCCGCUCCCCGGUGCCGCCAGCCUGUCAGACUCCCAGCCCACAGCGCCGCUCCCCAGUACCCUCUGCCUGCCCAGCCCCGCAGCCGCGGCCCCCGCCACCCGGGGAGAGGACGCUGGCCGAACGAGGCUACUCCAAGCCGCCCAGCCACCAUGUGAAGGCAGGUUUCCAGGGCCGGCGCAGCUACUCGGAGAUGGCGGAGGGCGCGGGCUACACGGGCGCCUCCCCACCUUGGCUGCAGGCUGAGGCUGCCACGCUUCCCAAGCCCCGGGCCUAUGGCGAGCUCUAUGGCCCUGGUCGGCCCCUCAGCCCACGGCGCGCCUUCGAGGGCAUCCGACUGCGCUUUGAGAAGCAGCCGUCGGAGGAGGAGGAGUGGGCUAUGCCCGCCAGCCCGCCCAGCCCGGAGGCGGGCACGAUCCGCUGCGCCUCUUUCUGUGCGGGCUUCCCUAUCCCCGAGUCACCGGCCGCCUACGCCCACGCGGAGCACGCGCAGUCCUGGCCAUCCAUCAACCUGCUGAUGGAGACAGUGGGCUCUGACAUCCGCAGCUGCCCACUCUGCCAACUGGGUUUCCCUGUCGGCUACCCGGAUGAUGCCCUCAUCAAACAUAUUGACUCUCACCUGGAGAACAGCAAGAUUUAG
Molecule: messenger RNA, 1867 nt
Organism: Chrysochloris asiatica (Cape golden mole)
Lineage: Eukaryota; Metazoa; Chordata; Mammalia; Afrosoricida; Chrysochloridae
Gene: TBKBP1
Product: TBK1 binding protein 1
Exons: 9
Coding region: 44-1867 (607 amino acids)
Biological process (GO): canonical NF-kappaB signal transduction
Cellular component (GO): cytoplasm
Source: RefSeq, a predicted model, not a curated record